Messenger RNA from Trifolium pratense (red clover), 5526 nucleotides. Its product is annotated as fluoride export protein 1-like. Gene Ontology annotation, cellular component: membrane. The record is from RefSeq and is a predicted model, not a curated record. The transcript is spliced from 6 exons. Bases 1838 to 3172 code for a protein of 444 amino acids. Gene Ontology annotation, biological process: fluoride transmembrane transport. Gene Ontology annotation, molecular function: fluoride transmembrane transporter activity. Lineage: Eukaryota; Viridiplantae; Streptophyta; Magnoliopsida; Fabales; Fabaceae.
AACUUCUUUAUGAAAUAGGCGGACUCGGAUUAUGUAACUUUUGCCAGCGAAAGUCAUGGGAACUAUUGCUUAUUUUCAAUUGUCAGAUAGAUCCAACCGUACGUACAAGUGAAAUAAUGUGACCCAUUCUCUCUUAUUAAAACACAACACGAAUUUCGUUGCCACUGUUUGACGUCGUGCCAGUAGUAUCGCUCCUCUCCCCAAUCACUAAUUUCACACGUUUCCAACAACCGCUUCUGUAUCAGCUCCGACCACCCCUUCUGUCUCAGCUCCGACCACCGCAACUACCUUGUACGACCGUUACCUCCUUGUUUUGUUGCCGUCCUCGAUUUUAAUAAAGAACAGUACAUAAGAGAGAGGUGCAGAGUCUGCAGACUACAAGAAUCUAUAGGUACGUACUAUCAUCGGAGAUGGUCUCAUUGUUAAUUUGGGUGCACCUUCUUUUGCCUGCCUCAUGAUUCUCAUCCCUUUUUUUUUUUUUCAUUUGAAAAUGACAUCUUGCGUUUGAGUCUGCUUUGUUAGUCACGUUAAGUUAACGUCAUAUUCAAUCUUUUAUUAGGCUUUUAUAUUUUCUACUUCUAUAAUUAGGAUCAAAAUAAAGGAAAAUGCUAAAUGGUGCUUCGGGCACUAAUUUAGCAUACUAAUAUGGAAAUUUUGCCUCAAAACUAAUGCUUUUGACCCAUUAAAAAUAAAAAGUUAUUUUUGAGCUUUAUGUUUUAUUUUUCUUUUUUAGUAUACUUAACAAGUAUUCGGGGCACUGUUUAGCAUGAUCUUUAAAUAAAUUAUAUGUAUAGUAGUUCCCGUGAGCAUGACUCAAUUGACAGAGAGAUUGUAAAUUAUUGCAUGGAUUGAGAUUCGAACCCCCACUUUUUUUUUUUUUACUAAAACAAAAUAUUCAUUUCAUUCAAAUUGAUAAAUAACAUAAAACUUAGAACAUUCAAGUUAAUAGCAUAAAACGGCAAACUCAAGCCUACAAAUAAUGUGACGAAAUAAAAGUAACCGAAAUACCCAUGACUUCGAAUCUUCAUUGUUGAUGACCUUGUCAUUGAUUGAAUCAGUGGUUGAUCUGUCAAUUUGAACCAAACAAACGUCCUAAAAAAUAGGAAAGCAAACAAAAGCCGCACGAAGACGGGAAAUCAAACAAACACCGCACGAGGACGGGAUGCACUUAGGCGAAGAAAACAGAAAAUAAAACAAGAAAACUUCUAUGUGAAAACCACUUAUUUAGAAGAAAACAAUGGAAAAAAAGAUGCACAUGGAUGAUUUCGGGUCAAAGAACGACCCCCCCACUUAUUCACCUUAAAAGGUGAAAUUACAUCGACUAAACUACUUGACAAAAAAAAUUAUAGGUACAGUAUAAGCCAAUUUUAUAUUUAUAUCUAAUAAAAAUAAACUAUUAUGCUACAGACAAAAAAAUAAACUAUAAUGCCAAACUAUUAUUCCAAUUUAAAUUGAUAGUAUGAUAUUAAACUCUUCUUAUUUUAGUUUGAAAAAUGUUAUCCUGACAUCAUUGAUUAGUUUUUAUGUUUAUUUUAGUGACAUCAUUGAUUCUUGUUUGCUUGGUUGUUUGAGCUUGUGUUAUCUUUUCUGUGUUUUUGUCAUUAUCCACAUGAUCCAUCCAUAAGUCAAUAUUGCUUGUGUAAGAGAACUAAUUUUUUGUGUAUUUUUAAACACCCCAUUUUAAAUUAAUCAUAUGAUGUAUUUGUUUCAAUGAUGUAGUAAUAAAUAAUUAAGGGUAAGUAGCAAAUUAUAACUCAAACUUGUCCAAGUUGUAGGGUAGUUGCAGUUGUCAAAGUUGUAUAUUUUAGUUUGAUGUGGCUGUGUUAGAAUUGUUGACAUGGAGAGAAUGAAAAGUGAUGGCGGUUCCUCUUCAAUUAGAAGGCGUUCAUUGAGCAUGUCAAGUCAUAGAAGCCAUCACACAGAUAAUGAUAUUGAUAUUGAGAGUGUUUCAGAAGCCGGUGACAUUGGAGAUCGAGCACUUCCAAGCAAAAGAUUCAGUGAGAGCAACAGUUUCCACUCAGAAAAUGGAGGUGUUGAGUUGCAAAGAUUACAUCCAAAUUCAUCUAUUAUACCUUUGCCACAUGAAGUCUCAUCCACCCCACCACUUUCUACUGAUGCAGUAGUUGGUUCUGAAGACUCAUCAAAACUUGAACAUCCUAAAGGUUUGCCAGUGUUUCUAGACUAUGUUUCAUGUAUGGCUCACUUAGCUGUUUUUGGAAUUCUUGGGGUUCUCACAAGAUAUUUACUGCAAAAGUUAUUUGGCCCUGAGGUUGCAAAUGUGACAAGCAAUCAUACUAUUCUUUACCCUGACCUUCCUUCUAAUAUGAUUGGUUCGUUUUUUAUGGGAUGGUUUGGUGUUGAAUUCAAAAAGGACAUAUCUCACGUGUCAGAGCAUCUAGCCAUAGCAAUAACAACUGGUUACUUGGGGAGCCUUACAACAUUCAGUGGUUGGAAUCAAAAAAUGCUUGAACUCAGUGCUUCUGGACGCUGGGUCAUUUCUUCACUUGGCUUUCUAAUAGGUUUAACUCUUGUUGUCGCUUCCAUCGCAUUUGGUAUUGAAACAGCAAAGGGUUUCAGAUGGCUUCUCAACAGGCUGAAUAUUACAAGCUCAGAAAAUUGUAUAACUAAGAUCAACUGCAAAGUAGACAGCUACCAUCGUCAACUGACAGUUAUGGUGAUGUUCUUGGUGAUAUUGGCUAUAUUAUGGGGUGUGAGUGGUGCAUUAGUAAAGGCUAAGUUCAAAAAUGGUGGAAGCGCUGCUGAGUUGUGGCUUGCUUGCUUGGUUGGACCUAUUGGUGUGUGGAUUAGAUGGUUCUUAGCGAGGCUUAAUGGACGUGGAUUAGGAAAGGAAGGUUUAAUGUUUAAAUGGAUGCCAUUUGGAACUCUAAUUGCCAAUGUAUCAGCUGCUUGUGUUAUGGCUGCACUUUCUACUAUAAAGAAUGUAGUGAAUACAAGGAAUUGUGAUACUGUUGUAGCAGGAAUACAGCUUGGUGUUAUGGGGUGUCUUAGUACUGUCUCUACUUUUGCUGCCGAGUUUAAUAAAAUGAAAUUAAGCAGUGAUCCUUGGACAGCGCAUGCCUAUGCUGCUAUUACAAUAUGUGUCUCGUUCUCUUUUGGAAUCUUAAUAUAUUGCAUACCUUAUUGGACAAAGGGAUUUGACAUUGACACGUAACAAUUGGCAAUGCAAUCUUUUCGGUACUUGAUGUGGUGUGGUUGAACCAUUAAAGUUUGGUGGCAACCUCCAUCCUCCUAAUUCCGAAGAUGACAAUUUUUUUGCAUAGGGACUGAGCAGUUCUUAGAAACAUAGUAAUGUAUUUACCACUCUUGAUAAGAUGGUGAUUGUUUUGAGUUUGAAUCCCCUGAAAGCCGCAGCACCGUGCAUUGCAGGUAGAGAUCCAAAUCUGAUGGUUUUAGUUAUUAUUUGUCGUGACGGCUGAUUCCGUGGUCACAGUUUCAUCAAACUUUCACCUAAGCUAAGCCUCAUCACAUAUAAAGUUCUACGAGCCUUCUGUUAUUAUGUUGAGUGCUCUUUUGCUUUAGGCAUUUAGCAUUAUUUCUCAUAUAUUAUAAGGUGAGCUGGAGCCUCUUAAGCAAGUCAUCAUAAGUUUUUUUUUUUUUUUAAGUAAAGCAAGUCAUCAUAAGUUGUAUACUGCAUAAAUUUCUUUUAUAUUUAAAAAAGAAAAAACUUAUUAAUGUUAUGCUAUAUCGUAUGUAUUACUUUUGUACUUGGUUAUAUUUAAAUGCUGUCAACAUUGUUGAGAUGAUUGGAGUUAUAAAAAAAGCUACCCUAACUGAUGUACCAUUCAAACUGAAUAGUGAUGAUGGCUGGACAAGUAUGUGGAAGUUGGAAGUACCUCUUAAAGUGAAACAUUUUAUUUGGCGUGUCUGUCAAAAUAUGUUACCUACUCAGCCAAGACUCAAGGAUAAAGGAGUAGAUUGUGAUCAUUUGUGUGCUCUGUGUGGGAAUCAAUAGGAAACCGCUUGGCAUUUAUUUUUCCAAUGCUCGUCCAGUUGGACGACAUUAACGGAUCAAUGCAGUCUGCUACACAUGUUCAGCAACUGAUUUUUGCUCUGUUCAGUAGCUUACCGAAGACAAAUGCUGUCAACAUUGUUGAGAUGAUUGGAGUUAUAAAAAAAGCUACCCUAACUGAUGUACCAUUCAAACUGAAUAGUGAUGAUGGCUGGACAAGUAUGUGGAAGUUGGAAGUACCUCUUAAAGUGAAACAUUUUAUUUGGCGUGUCUGUCAAAAUAUGUUACCUACUCAGCCAAGACUCAAGGAUAAAGGAGUAGAUUGUGAUCAUUUGUGUGCUCUGUGUGGGAAUCAAUAGGAAACCGCUUGGCAUUUAUUUUUCCAAUGCUCGUCCAGUUGGACGACAUUAACGGAUCAAUGCAGUCUGCUACACAUGUUCAGCAACUGAUUUUUGCUCUGUUCAGUAGCUUACCGAAGACAAAUGCUGUCAACAUUGUUGAGAUGAUUGGAGUUAUAAAAAAAGCUACCCUAACUGAUGUACCAUUCAAACUGAAUAGUGAUGAUGGCUGGACAAGUAUGUGGAAGUUGGAAGUACCUCUUAAAGUGAAACAUUUUAUUUGGCGUGUCUGUCAAAAUAUGUUACCUACUCAGCCAAGACUCAAGGAUAAAGGAGUAGAUUGUGAUCCUUUGUGUGCUCUGUGUGGGAAUCAAUAGGAAACCGCUUGGCAUUUAUUUUUCCAAUGCUCGUCCAGUUGGACGACAUUAACGGAUCAAUGCAGUCUGCUACACAUGUUCAGCAACUGAUUUUUGCUCUGUUCAGUAGCUUACCGAAGACAAAGCUGGCUAACUUUGGGAUGUUACUUUGGAGUAUUUGGAAACAAAGGAACAAUGAAGUAUCAGACAACAUUAGUGCGCAAGUUCAGCAAGUUAUUGAGCGCGCUAAGCAGGCAAGGGAGGACUGAGUGGAAAAUGGCGAAGCACACAGACCAAAAUAGGCUUUGGAUUGCAGAAAAUCUGCAUAGCAAUUAUUGGACUAAACCCUCAGCAAGUUUGAUUAAGAUAAACACUGACACAUCAUUCCCAAGCUAAGCUCAAACUACAGGUUGGGGUGACUUUCUCGGUGCUCUAAUCUGCCGGAGUCGCUGGCCUUAUGCAGUCUGCGAUGCAGAUAGGCAAUGGGGCUGUUAUUUGGAUAUUAUGCAAUUUUUGAAGUAGACGCUCAACAAGUUGCACACAGCAUCAAGUCACUUGUGGAGAAUAUUUCCGAAUUUGGGACAUUAACCUCUCAUUGUAAGAACAUCCUUGUUAGUGAAUCAAACUAUGAGUUCAGUUUUUUAGGAGACAAGCAAACACAGCGUCUCAUUCCCUUGCACGGGUAGCCAUAUCUAAGUCUAUAGUUCCCAUUUUUAUGACUUUGUUGUACCUUUGUAUUGCCUCUAUUGUUGAUCAUGAAGGGAAAAAGAAAUUUAGGAAGAAACGCAACUCUUUCAUUUAGGGAAAAAGAAAUACUCUAAGCAUAUAUUUCAUCUUUUUUAAGUAAAACGCAACUCUUUUA